This is a messenger RNA of Spirometra erinaceieuropaei, 14015 nucleotides long. The record is from the annotation of a GenBank genome assembly. Lineage: Eukaryota; Metazoa; Platyhelminthes; Cestoda; Diphyllobothriidea; Diphyllobothriidae.
AUGAGCACCAUCAAGCAUAUUGAAAAUGACCAGAGCUUCAGGGAAAUCGUAAAAUCAUCCGACUCUGGGAGCCUUAUCGUCGUUGACUUUUACGCUACAUGGUGUGGCCCAUGCAAAAUAAUUGCUCCCGCAUUUGCAGAUCUUAGUAGGAAGUAUACCUCAGUAAAGUUUGUGAAAGUAGAUGUCGACAAAUGUGAGGUAAUGGUUAUUUUUGUUCUUAUGUGGCUAAAUUAUAUUGUUACUUUUGCCCUUUCUUUUGUGUGUGGCCCUAACCUUUAACACGAACGUCUGGGUUUAUUGUCAUCAGCUUCGACGAGACGGUCAUAUGCAUGUGACCACAUACGGUCGUGUCCGUCACGUGUCUUAACUGUAAAAUAUGAGAGGACGCCCAAUCAUAUUGCCAAAUAAUACUCCCCACAGAAGCGGAUUGAUUUAGUCGUCCUCGUCCGUGCUCCUGGCCUCGGUGUCAACGACAUCUCUGGCUCGGAGUGGCAACUAAGUAUGAACCAGCUCCACAUCUGAAGUGGCUUAUCAGCAUGUAGACUUCACUAAUUACAGAAGACCUGCGAGCCACGAGCGUUGGCCAACUGCCCCCCCCCCCCCCCACAUUGCACAGAUUUUAUCAGUUUUUCGUGGCUUUGCACACGCUCGGUCGAUAGUUGACUGGGUUCGGUCUCUGAAGUAGACGCGUGAUUCGGGCACAUUUGCCAACCUCGGUCCUCAAACAAGUUGUCGGAGUGACGUUUUCUGCGGAAUAUUGUCCAGUGUACUCGAGAAAUUCAGACAGACAAAUGGCGCUCUUGUUCGAGGCAUUGAGACGGACCCAUAAACAUCUGGAGAGCAGAUGGAGAAAAAUUCCACAGUAAAAUUAGCGUAUACUGCCGUUUUUCAUAUCUUUCGAGGCCGGCUUAGGUAAAAGUGGUUUUGCUCGGAUCUGGCAACUUGUCCAUGUCUGCCGAAAUGAAAAGGCUUAGACAUUUCUGCAUAUUCGGUUCACGUGUAAAGUUCAGAGGAAAGCAUGGGCCAUGCACCCCUGCCCAAACGUUUUGGUGGUGUCUCGUACACGGCAGAUGUUGAAUAACUUCCUACCAGUCUGACUGUUUAUUUCGAUACCUGGUUGUCCUCGGUGAGUGACCAUCAGCAUUAGGGCUGGGGUGGGUUGAGAUGAAGACGCAGCCCUGCAUCACUCAGCAUUUAACUGCAAAGGCCUCCGACGCUGAUCGAUUGCGAAUGACUGGUCCCAUCGUACGGCCACUAAACCGCCUGCACAUCAUCAUUAGCCACCAAGGACCCAAAUUUUCUCACUACGUUCCUGACUGCGCUCCGGUUCACGGUGUCAAAGACCAUUUUCUGCCACCUAUUUUGUAGUUGCGGAGAGCGUGGCUUGCGCCCUCUUGGCCAAUUAACUCGGACAAUGAACUUGUCUGCCUGUAAAGACGCGAAGGAAUUGUGCAGAUUUCGUUGAACUUCUCAUUCACAUCGUCGUUACUUUUAACUGUAUGGCCAUAGAGAGUCUAAACACCAUAUAAAAGAGGCAAAACCCGACAUCUGCUUCAAUUUAAACGCCUGCACUUGUUAGAGAUGAAAAACGCAUUGCCUAAGACUUCCAACACACGAAACUCGAAGAGGGAAAAUUUCAGGCUGGGCCGCGGUCGUACUGACCCCAUCUCAUCCCACUAUAUCCGUCACCCGCCAAAAGGUCUUCCUUGAUGCGAAGUGGUACACUACUCUUUGCGCGCCCCUUUGUCGCCACUUAGCAUGAUGUGCGCAUAGUGAAUCAGUUCACGCAGCGUGUUUAGGGUGUUUGAUAAAAUCUGUAACAAUUAACUAGGGCUGCUGUUGUUGCCGAACACAAAGUACACAUCGUAAAAAUGACAAUAGGCGCAUGUUAGCAUAUGCUGAUUCUCAGACACUUAUCCUCGCUGGCAUGUAUCCGAACUCCCACGCUGCAUUACCGCUUAGGCGCACAUGUAAACUUCUUGUUGAGUGCCAUGCAUUCCUAACAGCAUGAGAGGCGGUCGACCUAGCCAUUGUGAUAGCCAACCGGACGGUUUCCAAUCUUAUUUGCCUACAACAUGGUGUCCAGGCUCCAGUAAUGUCAAAUGAUGCAGACAACGCUGCGGUUUGCAUCGCCCAGUCCCACUGUUCGCCUAAAAAGUCUUUCUUUGGUCAUUAUUUACUAAGAGGCGUCAAUCCUCCUGAGUGCGGUAUGACCGCGGUCAGACUAUAAAAAUGUCUGGCGGAUCAAUGUUUACUUAGGUGUUCAUUUCGCAGAUUCCAGAUUAAACAACUGAGUAUUGUUUCACCACAAGGUAGCUCCGACUUACAAACCACUGUGGCAGUAGACAAGCCAAAAGUUGUACCUGUUCCAUUCGUACACCGACAGUUAGAAAAGUACGUAGGUGACUGUGGCCGCUCAUAUUAACGGCGCAAGCGUUGCGUGAGUGCGACUUUUAAAUGUCGCCCAGUGUAUGGAACAGAAACGGUGGCGAUCGGAGUUCAGACCGCACAUGGCACUUGGUUUACUGGCGCAGAUGAAAGACGUGUUGUUCCAAGAACGCGCGCGCACCUAAGCAACAUUAAGUGCAAAUUCAAAAACCGCAUACCAUUCAUCAUUAUCCAGUUAGCAAAUAGUGCGCGGCGCGCCCGAAUAGUCAGGUACUCUAACUCCAGGAAACUGUAUCGUGGACAACACGAUCACAGAGAACCGACCGGACACAAUACCGAAAUUAGAGCGAGUUUCCGCUCCCAGCGACAAAAGAAGCAGUGUUAAAAUCUUUGGCAGUUGCUGAAGGGCAAGUCGGCGAUACUCUGUUUUCGGGAGUGGAAUGACCAUCGUCCAGCGACUGUUGGUUUGAUAUCACAACGUUUGAACUAUGCUUUUUCGUGACACUGUGGACCCUGCAGUCGACUAAAGCAGCGUCGUUGCCACCCACUACCGGUACAUGUUCAAUUAGAGAAUGAUGUUAAUGGUCAGGAUUUUAGGGCUAGUAACGCAAUUUUUUUAUAAUUUGGAAUUUAGUCUCCCACAAGAUAUUACUGUAGUUUUAUCUUUCGAUAUGCCAAAGUAUUCCGUGGCCGUUGCUUGCAUUGUUCUUGUCAGUCUGUGUCUUAUGGAUCGGAGUUAUUCGUGCACGUAUUCAUGUAAAUUUUGUCCAAAACUGGCCGGAUCUAAGUUGUGGGCUGCCAGACCACGCAAGACCGCUUUCCGUUUCAGUCGGUUAGUGACAUUCUCCUAUGCAAAGUACAGUCAGCAAGCACUCCAGCCGUGAAGACCAAGAGCCCUGAGGUGCGCUCGUGGUCGGCUUUUGCCACUUCCGAUUGGUCAUCGCUAGCCUGAGUCCUGUCCAGGUUAAAUAGCAUCUCGGACGAUUUUACCUUCAGCACGACUCAGAACGUGACUGAACCAUCACGGUCGGCAAGUUAAAAAGAUACAGUUGAUGGGUUGCGUUUUUGAUCGACCGUAAUCUUUCGUUUAAGGCGUGACCACACAGAAAAGUUCGGAAAAUGAGGUUUAAGCGCCACCCACCAAGUAUUUCCAGGCGGUGUCUAUCUCCUCUCCCCCCAGCUCAGGCUCCAUGUUGCACAUUGGUACAAGCCUCGUAUAACCACAGCUUCAUCUUCUGACAGAUCUCACGUCGAGUCCAAACGCCUCGACAAAAUCGAACAUAGACGCGUGCACCUGGUUGAUUUUUAGACCGAUUUUCUCCUGUCUUUUCCGCUCCAGCGGAAACGUGAACAUGGGCUAGUUGAAGGUAGGGAUGCUGUCUCUGCUCCGGGAUCUGAUGAAUAGGCAGUUACAGACCAGCAGCGACAGCGUCACCAUGACGCGGGAGGCUGAGAUCUGACAUGCCGAUUACUUUAUAAGAUGCCGAAAAGCUUGUCGACGACACUGACAUGGCGACUGCGCAUCAGCAUUAAACCAGCUUGCUUGCUAUCUCAACUUUGUGGUUAGUUUAUUGAUCCAAAGCGCCAGAGAAGACAGCCUCGAACAAACGACCCGAGUGGCUGUUGGAAGCACCUUAAAAGCGUUCACGACGUAGUGGAAGUUGGCAAGAUCAGGAGUGAUCGUGGUCGUACCGAGUGCGAGUACACUGCAUAGGCUCGACAGGGAUAAAACUCCGCUGCGGUCCGCAUCAUGAACACGGUCAUUUGGCGCAGGGGGUCUACCAUUAACUUAGCGAAUAAUUCUGUCAAGUUGCCGACUGUCGUGAACGUUUGAAACUAGACUCUCAUCGUGCACCACAAUCUCUAAGGACUCCACCUCUCCGCAGUCUUCAGUUUAUCGUCAUAAAUUUCGCUUUCGGGGCUUAAGGCCUCACAUCUAGUGGAAAAGACACCUACCAUUUCAGUUAGGAAGAUGGCUGUGUAAGUCUGCCAACCAGAAGGUUAUUAAUGGAGUUUUCGUACACGCGUUUUUCACCGAGAACCAAAUUUCGCCGUAUAUAGCAGGGUUCUGCUAAACCUUGGAGUAUAUAUGUGUGCAUGUAUUUCCUUCUGCGUACAGGAGACAGCCGCCCAUUAUCAGAUAACCGCUAUUCCAACCUUUAUCUUCAUCAAAGACGGAAAAACAGUGGACACUGUACGGACCUCCAACGCUACCGAGCUGCAAAAUAAGCUGGAGCUGCAUGCUGGCAAGGGGCUAACCGGUGACUCCGACGCAUCUACAAGUGGUGCUUCGGCGUUCGCUCACGCCUCUGGCAGUGGCAAAAAUAGUAUUGCAUCAGCAGCACCCACGCCAGGAUACGUAAGUACAUGUGCUCUCAGAGACUAAUGCAUGCAUCGGCACCAGCAUCAACACCACCACCACCACCACCACCACCACCACCACCACCACCACCACCGACCACCGACCACCGACCACUCAUAUUGUAAAGUAUCAUCGUUUUAAAUACAGCGGUAUGCUUGAUGAAGUCUACUUUGCGCGAUUGUUGAUUUUUCCGUCUCUUGUGACUUCUCUGUGCAAGGCGCUGUCGGAAAAUUCGAUCAGAAACUAAUCUUUCAGCGCAAAUACGCUGUUUCCUGCACACAGUUUCUCUAGGCCCAACAUAUCUUCCCAAUCUCUUUUCAAUCGACUGACCCUUUCCCUCUUUAGAUGGAUCUCGGGCCGUUGCUUCAACCUGCCAACUGUGAAUGCCUUAAUUGCGACAGUGAGCAUCCUCUGGAACAUGCACUCAGCAAGGACAUGCGCUUCCUCAUGUCAGAUACUGACGAGCAGGCAAGUUUUGGAGCAUCUUAACUAUACUUACUUGUUAUUUUCAGUAGCAACUACUUACAGUUUUUAUUUCGUUUGCAGCUUAUUAUUUUCCUCACCUUCACUCAAGUAAUCAAGCUCCACUCCAUGCGUAUCACUGCACCCGACGGUACGUUACGUGGCUGCGCUACUGAAAACAUACUUUUCAGGGUCUUUAUUACAUCGUUUGUUGUCAGACAGGUUGAUUUAUCCUUGUUCGAAUUGAAAUUUAUGCUGCCAGCUUGGCAGUAUUUUAAACGCACGCACUUAACCAGUCGUUUGUCAGUAAAGUACAGUGAGUGGCCGAUCACAUGAAAUGUUGGCUGAAAUUCUGAAAUGCGUCUUCGAUUAGGAAGGAUUACUUGGGUGUGGUUGAAACACUGAUUAUCGUUUGGCAUAAUCCUAUAAUUUUUCGGACUCGGCAGGAUGUCAGCUUUUGAAUACAUUGCUUUUCAAUCUUCUGUAGAAACCGUACUCGGCAAGAAUGACUACUUAUGUAGCUUGCAUUUUUCCCAUUGAUUUUCGAUGGUCUUGCAAAUUUAAAUAUAUCUUAUAGAAACAAUAAGCAAAAAUACGCUUUCUUACGAUCAAUUAAUAGAGAAUCACGUCUUCUCUAUAUUUUAUACUCAAGGAUGGAGUAUAAUUAGGUUUUCAAAAAGUUUUCUAAUUACCGAAUAAUUUGGAGCCUGAUCAUUCGUUGCAUUAGCGCUUAGUGAUUUCAGUCUGCAAGUUACGUGCGUUUCGCGUAAGGAAAGUCACAUAUUUUUCUAUGCCAUUAAAUAGAUACAGGGUCCAUAAAAUUUUGCAGUGGAUGCGGACCAUGUUGUACAUUUCAUGAGGAGCUUUGGUAAACGACGAAGUACGAUGCCAUGUGAAUGGACAUUGAGAGGUCUUAAAAAAUCUUAUAUUUAGAAACUUUUCGAAAACCUAAUUAUACUCCUUCCUUAGGUAUAAAAUAUAGAGAAGACGUGAUUCUCUAUUAAUUGACCGUAAGAGAGCGUAUUUUUGCUUAUUGUUUCUAUAAGAUAUAUUUAAAUUUGCAAGACCAUCGAAAAUCAAUGGGAAAAAUGCAUGCUACAUAAGUAGUCAUUUUUGCCGAGUACGGUUUCUACAGGAGAUUGAUAAACGAUGUAUUCAAAAGUUGACAUCCUGCCGAGUCCGAAAAAUUAUAGGAUUAUGCCAAACGAUAAUCAGUGUUUCAACCACACCCAAGUAAUCCUUCCUAAUCGAAGACGCAUUUCAGAAUUUCGACCAACAUUUCAUGUGAUCGGUCACUUACUGUACAUUUGCCGCGCGGCGGUGGGGCUGGACCAACACGAGGUCUUGAAGAAGGAGACACGGUUGCCGGGACAAGAGCUUUAUUAGCCUGACGUUUCGGAUUCCUACUCAAAUCCAUCAUCAGAGACAAAAAAGCAGAAACGGGUGGUUGCUGCACAAGGGGCUGCGGUAUUUAUAGGAUGGACUGGGGGCCAGUAAACCAUGACUCCAGUAGCUCCCGGCUCACGCGGUUGUCGCCUCUUGCGAGGAUUUCGGCCUCAAGGAAUUUGAAUGUGUGGCCGGAUCUCGUCGAAUGAGCCGCAACUUGAGAGCUGGCGUCAUUUCUGCGCACCGCUGCCGCGUGUUCGGCCAUUCUCAUUUGGAGCGGUCUUCCGGUUUCUCCGACGUAGUUGCUUUGUCCGCAACUGCAUCAGAUCCGAUAAACGACCCCAGACGUUUCUAGCCGUGGCAGUGGGUCUUUCGGUUUCAUGACCAGACGCCUGCUGGUUACCUCCGGUCUGUGUGCCACUCCAACCCCAAGUGGUGCGAGAAGGCGGCCGACAGCUUCCGAAACGUUCUUAACAUACGGAAGUGCCCGCCAAGAUUUGGUGUCCGUGCGGUUAGGCCUUUCGUCCCUUUUGCGUAUGCACCGGUUGACGAAGUUGCGCGGGUAGCCAUUGGCUUUGAAGACCCGUCGGAGCUCUUGUCCCGGCGAUCGUGUCUCCUUCUUCAAGACUACUUCCUGGGACUCGUCUCUUCGCUUCUACUGCCAACACGAGGUGCCAGAUCAGGGCACGACACACGUUAUUGGGCUGUGCAUCCAUAACGUAUACCACACAUAAGGGGGUGUGCUGCUGGCACGCCUGGAUGCGGACCCACGCCGCGCCUGGGUCCGAUCCAACAUCCAGUCUUCUUUCAUCUAUGUUGAAGUCGGCCCAGGAGGGUGAGGGGGAAGAGAGUGCGAUAGAUGCUGCGCAAGUCUGCUCUCACUACAGAUAAAUUCACUCGCAGGUCACCAUCUCUGCACAUGCCAUGCUACGGUGGACAUAGCCAGACACAGCGGUCGAACUGUCGCAUCUGCGCCUAAUAGUAAGGACGGGUAGGUUUGCCGGACCUACUACAGAACUCGGGCAAUCUAGGAUAUUAAUCACAAAUAAUUUUUCAAAAAUUACCGUCUUUUCUGACAGAGCAGAAAAGUGCGCUGGCUGUUGGAGGCAGCAUUUGAUAGGAGGUUUAGGUAAACUCUGAACUACUGCGUCACCACGGCUGGGAAAAUACGAAAGAACGGGUGAUGGCAGCGUUGCCUGUUCAUAGGAGCCUGUUGUGGAAUUUACGUUCUGAUUGACUCUCAGCGUGAAGAUCUGUCCCGAGAAGUCGCUUUGGCUGUAGGGUAGAUUUGGAACAAGUGCUGGUGCACCGAAAGCAAAGACGUGCUCGCUUGCGGCGUUUUCCCUGAUGCAACACGGUCAUAUGGAGUGAUGACGCAGCGUUUCAUUUAAGAAUGAUUGACAGACAAAUCUGGAUCUGUGGAUUGAAUAGCGAUCGAUUCUGUGACGGAGUAUCUUGACUGUCCGAGGUGACAGUUAAAUAAAUAAUUUUUAUUAAAGACCCCUCGGGGUCCCAUCAAAGCAAGUAAAAAUAAAUGUUCGUAUGAAUUUUGGACAAGGCAGGCAGAAUCUGUACAAAGUGCAAUUCAUAGUUUCUGAACUUAUAGGGCGUUAAGAAAAAUGAUGAGCGAGCGGUGAAAAAAGACCUCCACUUAAAAACUUAAACAUGAUUGGGUUGAUUUUACAGGAGGAAAAAAACCCUCGCACAUAAUAACAAAAAGACAGGCAGGACUGGCCUGCAUGUGGCGGUAUAUAAGGAUUAUAAUCGGACAUCGUCAGGGCAGAAGUAAAUAUCAGCCUUGAGGGUUACGUAUGCCCGGUCGGACAGGACUGGCCUGCAUGUGGUAUUGUAUACGGGAUUCAGAACGGACAUCGUCAGGGCAGAAUUGACACGCCGGAUGAGACUAUUCGCGUCAAAGAGACCAGACCAGAGGAACCCAGACGCGAUCGGCCACAGUCCGCUUCGAGCCCAGCCGAGGAAUGGGGAAGGGGGGUACGACUAAACUACCAGUAGACGGCUAACAUUGGACAGUCGCUACUGACAAUCUCCACCGUAUGCCUUACCAGACGGUAAGCGCAUGGACGGUGACUUGCGCGUGAAUUAGUUUAUACUGAUCGGAAGCGGGAUCUGGCACAGGUGACUGACAAAGCUGAAUGGCUCCUCUGCGCGUGCCAAACACGGGCCACGUUUUCACACGAAGAAGGAUGAUGCGGCUUAGAUUCCAACUGUUAGGGAACUUUAACAAUUUGCAGAACAAGUUCUAUAAGGGUCCGCAUCCCCAAAUAAAAGAUAGGUAAGGUAAUUGUGUUCGGCCGGGAAGACGGGUUGCCCGUUAGCCUAGCUGCUGGCUACCCGGCGCGUCCACAGGUGGCGGAUAGUGGGACGACCUUCAGUGAAGGUUAGCUGCGAACUAAGCAGACCCACGUCUGACGAAUAAGCAGUCGCGGACCAGCAGCGACACUGCUACCAGGGUGCGGUGGGCUGAAGUCUGGCACGCUGAAAGCCUUAUAAAAUGCCGCAAAACCCAAUGACGGCCUUGUGACAUGGCGACCGUAAACCGCCAUUAAAUAAGUUUACUAGCCACCGCUGCCUUGUGGUUAGGUUUUUAAGCCAAAGCGCUAGAGGAGACAACCUCGAACAAACAAUCCGAGCGGCUGUUGGGGACCCGCCCGUAUUCGAAAUUCCCAAGAAACCUCAUGAAACAUGUCCGAUUACAGUCCAUGAAACAUUGUGGUCGGCGACAUCAGUUCACAAGUCGACACUGACCACCCCGUCUGGGCAGGAGCUCUUAGUCGUAAUGAGUUGGGGAGUUCAAAGCAACUGCUGGUAACAUUUACGGAACAGUGAGAAGACUUGCCCGACAGCCACCCCUCUAUGCCCGACUUACUGCCGAUUAUUACACAGGCAACUAGGUGGUAGUCCAAAUUGAUGUGCAUGGUAUGGACGAUACCAAGGAGACACAAUGAGACUACUAUAGUCAGUUAGGGCGAUUUAGAUUUCGAAUUCCAUCGAAAAAAUGAAUCUUUUUUUUGCCUGCGUCCUGUGGUUUAUUUAUUUCCCCCUUUUGCUAUUUUGGGCAAGGUAAAACUUCAGUUUCUACCUUCCAGACUGUGGUCCGAAGACGAUUAAAAUCUUCAUGAACCAGACAGCCACGCCGGACUUUGACACGUGCGAGACCGCUGAGGGCGUGCAGGAGCUAACGUAUGUUUUUCUUCUCCGCUUCAUAGGCGAGCCUAUUUCCCCUCUGACAUCGUACAGGCUGCUAAAUCCUCUUUUUCUUUCAGUCUGACUCCUGAAAAUCUAAAGUCGCACGCUCUGGUUCCCCUCAAGUAUGUCAAAUUUCAGAAUGUGAAUAGCCUUACCGUAAGUCCACUACUCGGAGCCCACUGAUAUUUUCACUUCGACUGCGUCUCAUCUGCUUGUUAUGAUACCCUAAUGGUCUUGGACAGUCGGUGCUGAGCUAGGAAGAUACGUCGGCUAGCAUCCUUUUUAUCGAAUUCCGUGAGCAUGCGGUGACCGUACGGCGUCUAUAUUUCUCUCAAUCAGCUCUGGGUGCGGCAACCUAGAAAGAUGGUGCAGGGAGUGUGCCGCGUACUACGCAGGACAGACACAAUAAAACGCCGUGGUUCCCGCGUGCCGGAGCUGAUACAAGAUAUAGACGUCUUCGUUGGUAUUGCUCCUCUUGAGGGCUAAAUAUUCAAAGUCCGCCUGAAGUGAUGCAUAUGCCGUAGCCCACAAACCCAACUGAUACCUCUCCAUCAAUCAUAGAUUACUUGUAGCACUUUUUAAAACUUCCUGAUGUCGCACGAUAGCUUCUCCCAGACCCUCCCUCCCCCUCGCAGUCUAAUCACGUUAUAAUUUUCCAUAACUGUCUCAAAAUGAAUUUACAGAACAAAAGUAGCCCGUGCGUAAGGUAAGGUGACCAUGGCACCAGUCUUUCACUGGUCGUGCCGUGCUGACCAAGUCAGUCGAACAGCGCUCUAAGCAAUAUUACAAGUGAGCUAGUAUCGAAAAAGAUAAGGGAGACCGGAGUGGCGAUUUCUGACUUAUUAGCCGUCAUCAGCCAGUCAUAAGCCUCAAGGCACAACGGAACGAGCAUGUUCCGUAACCUGAUCGGUGGGCGCACAUCUGUCUUAAAAAUUACAAGUAUCCGUCCGCCCAAGCCGACUCAAACUAGAAAAUUGAACGGAUUACAAGAAACUCAAAACAUAUUUCCACAAAUAGUGCUCAACACAUUCAUGUGAAGCCAACAAACUGGUGCGUUGGAGGCGAUAUAAAAUAGAUCACUUAUCAAAAGCCUCUCGGAGCCACACUUCGUUGCGACACUUGGUUGGGGCGCUUAAUUUUGUCCUGCUACUUAAAUCGAACAGGUAGGUUGGGAAGCCGCAAUUUUAUUGACAAUGAAGGUUAUCGGCCGGGGUCAGGGUUCGCGCCAAGUCGGAGUCGAUAGAUGCGUUGCUUGCCCUACGUGCUGUAGUGCGCUCUCCUCCACAGUGUCAGUAAAAACUUAUCAGCCUAUGACUGUGCGCAACUUUACUGCCCUUCAACUCACUUUCAGUCGGGCCGCGGCCACCCCAGGAGCACCGCCAAUGGCUUGAUACCUUUAUGUUGUCGAUCAGACACUUUUGGCUGCCUUUUAAUGUUAACCAGGCCAUCUGGGACAUGCGUUACCGCAGUCACAACUCUGAGAAGCCUGCCCAAUCAGCCAAUACGUUACAUUUAAUCUCCUACCCUCCAGGCUCAGAUGAUCCACCCUUCACGGCAUCUUCGAAGUUGGAGCUGGGAAAGUUGCUGACCAGUAGGCUAUUUGAUUGCCCAGACAGUGAACAUCUUCAGCGCCGUCUAUGACAUGACCAGCGACUAUCCUAGCAGUGUGCUGUUUACGCAGCCUGAUUUCUUUUUGAAUUCCUCUUUUUCCCUCAUUUUGCAGCUUUUUGUGAAAGACAACCAAACCGGAGCUGAACACACAAAGAUCACUAAUUUGUCCCUGUACGGCAAUCCGGUGAACACAACAAACAUGAGUGAUUUCAAGAGGGUACGUGCAUUUUGUUCUUGCACGUAACAGCCGCCCCAGUAGACGUAAGACGUUUUAUAGAUGUUCUUAAAACUUGCAAACCGAUUUCAUGAAACGUUCGGCCGUAAUUCUGAAAUGCGUUUUCAAUGUGAGAGAAUCAAUCAAGCGGAGUUGCAAUGUCAACCGCCGUGCAGCAUAAAUUCAGACUAUUUCAGUCACGUUAAUAUGCCGGCUUCUGAAUGAACUUAUUUCCGGCCACCUGCGAAGACCAUAUUCGGUGACAAGUGAUUACGUUAAUGGCAUGAAUUUUUGCCACCGAUUUCCGUACGCUCACAAAUUCAAGUAUAUUUUAUAGACAAUGCGCACAAAAUACUCCCUCUUAUGCUCAAUUAGUGAUAAGUUACGUAGUAUGCUUUGAAGGGGGUAUCCUUCAGCCUUAGAAGACUUCGAUUCUCGAUCAACUUUAAACCCGACCAGCUGUUUGGCUCGCAUUCAAGGCUUCCAAAAUAUCUGCUGCAUACUUUCGGUCUGAGGGAAGUCAUACACCUCUACGCUUUUAGGAGAACGUCAUAUAGGUCUCACAAAAUCUUUCAUUGGAUGUGGACCGUGUUGUAAACUUUAUAAACGGUAUUUAUAAGCAAACAGAUACGCUGCUUUGUGGAAAAAACACUUCCGUGUCAAAAAAUUUCAUAAUUUAAAACUUUUUAAAAGUAUGAAGUCUACAAAGGACACCAGUUGCCACCAGAUGAAUGCAAGAAAGGAUAUUUUAAUGCUUGUUUUCUAUAAAAUAUACUAGAAUUUAUAAAGGGCAUCGGAAGUCAAAUAAAAAAUGCAUACCAAUUAGGCAGCCCUUUUCUACCAAGCGUGGUUUUUGCGGGCGUUGGGCAAGAAACAUUCAAAAGCCAGCAUCCUGACGUGACUGAUAUUUCUUGGGAUCUUACUACACAAUAAUCAGUGCCAUAAGCCCACCUAAGUAAUCCUUUCUAAUCGAAUACACAUCAGAAGUUCGGGUUUUCAGUUGGUGAUAUAGGCCAGAUGCUUUACCUCGAAGUUGGGAAGGGCCUGCACUAAUUAAAAGGACCGAAACACUGCUCCCCCGGGCUUGCGAUGCACCUGUACUGCGCUGUUGACAUUUAGGUGGCUUCGAGGGAGAAUUGCAAUUAAUAUUACUGACCAUGCUCUGGCCACCACAGUUCCGGGAUCCCGUCCCCCCUGUAGGAGAACACGUUUGGAAAACAGCAGCUCGGGAGGCGUUUAUUCAGAGCAGAAGCCUAGUGACUGAGUUGUCGAGACGCGGCCGGCUGUAGACCUGCGCAAACUCCUCUCUGUAAAAAUGAACGUGAACGUGGACUCCUCCCCCCUGACAUACCAGCCGAUGUCAUCCCGAUGUUUUGGGGGAGUUUGUAAUCUUCUGCGGUGGUUUGUCCUUGGAGCUGCAAGCGCUCAUGCUCUACUCACACGGAGACCGUGGUGAUGCGACCUGUACGGUUGGAGCAGCAGUUGAGAGCCGUAGGCCGGCGUAAACAUGCCCUGGUGAGCUACCACAUUGGUAUGAGACAAGGGCUUUUCCAACCGGAACGAGAGUUCUGUCGGUAUUGAGCGGAAGAGGGUCUCAAAAGAAGAAGAUCUCGAUGUGAUUGUUUUUCACGUUUGGUUUGGAUUAUCUACCUGACCUGGUAUGAGUGAGCUUUGCUAUUGACAUUCAUGUCGAAGUUACGCCUUACAAUUCAUGCACAAAAUGCGUGUCAGGGGAAAACCGGCGAGAUUAAGUCGAGUGGAAAUUUUGUAACAAUUAAACCCAUUCAUGUCUGGCGGUCGCGUCUCGACCGUGUCGGGGUCACCAAUUUAAAGGGGGUGAAGAAGCCAGGUAUACUUUGAGCACCACGACCAUUAGGCUAGGUCUCGAUCAGUAGAAUGGGAUCUAAAAUAUCAGAAUAAGGAAUUUAUUAUAUGCAGGGCUUUCAUUAUUUUUCCAUUAGGUCCUUAAUACAAAACUGUCUGGAGGUACAUUUGAUCGCCAAAUAAGGUCAUUUGUCGAAAUUUGCAAUUGUCGCUCAACAUCGAGAUUUUAGUGAUUGGAACUUUCACCGAUCCGGCAGCGGUUGUACAUUGAGCCCUACAGUCAUCAGGUGAAGUCCCAGUUAAUAAGAGAAAGCGAAACACACCACAACAUGCACUCGAUCUAUUUACGAUCGACAUUGCUGCGGCCAGUCUCACUAAUCUGUCGCCCUGGGUCCCUGUAUGCGGGGAGCCCGUGACAGCCGAUCCACCAAAGUCAGCGCACUCGCACCAACAGUUUGGUAAUCGGUUUUCGGAGAAGUCUUCAAAUCUUGCUUCUUUGCCUUACGCCGAAUUACUUUUUCUCCUCAGGUCGCUGGCAAAAAAGGCGAAUCCCACGGCUAA